AUCUUGCCCGAGAGAAUGUCUGCCUUAGCAGUGGAGCGAUGAAAUCAUCUCAGGUGCAGGCACUAUUACAUCGCAGAAUCGUUAGGAAUGACAACAGCUUGGUAAGGCAUUCAUCCAUCAGUGGAUUAAUCCUGGCUGCUAAUGAUGAUGUCAUGUCAAGUUGUACGAUUGAUUCACUGGAUGUAACGUGUACAGGACACGAGAAUGGGAUUUAAUGCCAGUGUAAGAAUCAAACAACUAACAAGGUAUUAAAUACUAUAAGGUAUGUGUGUAAUAAUAAUAAUAAAGCACGUUAACGAUAGGGACAGGCGUGGAAAAGAAUGUGUGUGCACCUUGAGGCAUCCAUAGACGGGCGAAUAGACAAGCUGAUGUUUGCUGGCUGUGCACUGGAGUUAUGUACCAAGACACUCAAUGCAUUUUUUACAGUAAUCUAAACUUAAAGAAGAGCGAAAACAAAUUAUGUUAUGCUGCUGCUGCACUCUUUCAGCUUGUCAUAUUAAAAAUCGUGUUUUGAUAGGUAACUUAGUGUGCAUGGCUAAGUGCUAUGAUGCAAUGCUAGAAUGGCAGGUUGUGUUUACAAGUGCUGGUGUUGUUUUCAUUUUGGCUCCGCUGAGAUUGCUGAAGCGUGAUUAAUGUCUGUGGUUUUAAAUAGCGCACUUUGUCUUUGACUUAUUGAUCUGAGGAACAGACUAGAAUUCAAUAAUUUAUUUUUGUUGACAACAGUCUCUCCUGAAAAUGGAAUGCGCGAUAAAUCUCACAGCUCUAUCUCGCUACUCUUCUUGUACAGCUACUAUUCUUGUACAGCUACUAAUCUUGUACAGCGUUAUCACUCGCGUCUUAUCAAAGCACCAGAACAUUGUGAGUAGAGGGGAACGCGUAAAUUGGCUCAAAAGCAAAGGGCAUAAAUAAUGAGCAACGCAUAGUGGUAACACAGAUACAGUGAGCAUGAACACAAACUCACCACUGUAGGUCCAAUGAAGACGCACACCUGAGGCUAAAAAGGCAAAAACGAAGGGAGGUUCCCACACCCAGCACGCAUAUCACCGGGCUCUUUCCACUAUUUGCCACUGAGUUUUUGCCUCCCUUGCCGGUCAUCUUAAAUCUGCUCUGAUUAGGUGAACAAAUUCUUAUGAAAGUCUCGAAGCCUUUGCCCUACCCGUAAUCUUAAAGUUCCACUUAUCAGUGGUCAGCUCCUUGAGAACGUGUUUGAGAUAGCAUAAUUACGAGUUGUCUAAGGGUAUCCAAGAGCAAAUAGUGACUACGGCUAUUGCUGCUGAUACUGCAGAGACUACAUACAUUUCGCGAAUCUGUUUUUCCUUUUUUCUCCUUUCUCCAGAGUGUGAAGACCAUCAACGACGCAAUGUAUGUGUGUUGAACUUCUUUCGCACCGUACGUAGCCAACCGUGCUAAUCGGAGCUUGCGGGGGGAAGGACAACAGAAAUGCCAACCCUUUUGGUAAUGAUGAUCCUGUUGGUUUUACAGGUCUCUCCAGCCAUCUCCAUGCAGGUGCUGGUUGCGGAUCGAGAGACCAUAAUACAAAUCGACAUGUCUGGAAAGUUGGUGCAAUGCUCUGCCGCUGUGGACAUCCUGUUGCUAAUGGACGGUUCAUACAGCAUUGGAAAAGCCAGCUUUGAACGCUCGAAGCACUUCGCCUCCAACCUCUGCAAUAUGCUUGACAUCAAUCCGGAUCGGGUGCAACUUGGCAUCGUUCAGUACAGCUCCAAACCUAGGCUGGAGUUUGCUCUGGAUGUGUAUCCUACGAGAGAGGAAGCAAAGGAGGCUAUUGCAAGAAUAGCAUUCCGUGGGGGUGGUACAGAGACAGGGCGAAGCAUCAAGUACGUGCUGCGCAAGGGCUUCCUGGGCGGUCGAGAGGGCAUUCCCAAGAUCCUGGUCCUGCUCACGGACGGCAAGUCUCAGGACAACGCAACGUUGGCAGCAAAACACGCGCGCAACAGCGGCCUGACUGUGUUCGCCGUCGGGAUCCGUCACCCUGCGUGGGAAGAAUUAAACAGAAUGGCGAGUGACCCCGAUGACAUGCACGUGUUCUACGCGGAGCAUUACAACGACGCACUCAAUGGCCUUUACACGACGCUCACACAGGCCACCGUGUGCUCGGAUGUGCACCCGUCCUGCAAGGUGGAGUCACGCAUUUGCCUGCGCACGAGCGUGGAGUCCGUGCAGGAAUAUCGCGGCAGUCACGCCUGCUGGAAGGGCAAAAGAGGACAGCUCUACGGGAAACCGUAUGCGACCUUCUGUCCAUACUACGCGUGGAAGAGAAUACGUAACGUCCAUCAGAGUCGGUGCUACCGUACUCUGUGCCCAGACCCGUGUGACCCCAAUCCAUGUCAGAAUGGGGGCACGUGUGUGGCUGAAGGAGUUGAGGCAUACAGCUGCCUCUGCCCCCUUGGGUUCGGAAGCCACAGGGACUGCGGUGGGACCCAGUUUUUAGUGCCAAGCGUGGCUGCGGACUGUGCCGUGGACCUGCUGUUCCUAGUGGAUGGCUCGUGGAGCAUGGGCCUCGAGGGAUUCCUUCGUGCCAAGGCCUUUGUGAAGCGGGUCAUCCACAGCCUUCUGCAGACCUCCCCGAGCGUUCUUAUCGGCUUCAUGCAGUACUCCGACACGGUGCACGUGGAGUUCACCUUGGGUCAGCAUGCCGGCUACACAAGCCUCGUCCGCAGCAUCGACGCCAUCAAGUACCGUGGCGGCAACACCAACACAGGCGGCGCUUUGGCCCACGUGGCCCAACUGGAGUUCAGGGCGGAGACCGGCUCCAGGCAGGAGGUCCCGCACGCCGUGGUGGUGCUCACCAACUCUAGGUCGCGCGACGCGGUUGCUCCGCCGGCCCAGUUCGCCCGAGAGAGGGAGAUUUUCCUCCUAGCUGUGGGGAGCGAGCAGGUCCGCGCGGAGCUACAGAGCAUCGCGACGCCGCUGAAUGCGCUGCCUUUCAGCGACCCGCUGGACUUGUACAACAAGGUGAUGGAGCUGAGGAGCCGGAUCUGCAGUCUCAAUUCACAAGGAUGUUAUUCCAGACCUUUGGACGUCAUCUUUGUCCUCGACUCGUCUGCAAGCAUCGGCCGGCAAAAUUUCCGCAGCGUCAAGGAGUUUGUGAAGGACUCCGUGUCGCAAUUCGACAUUGACCGUGACCUCGCUCAGGUGGCGGCGGUGAUUUACAGCACCAAACCGCGCGCGCUCUUCCACCUGGACACGUACGACAGCGAGAGCCGGAUGAAGCGAGCGCUGUCCACCGCGCCGUUCCUCGGCGGCCUCGCGCUCAUCGGGAGAGCGCUCGGCUUCGUGGCCGAUGAACUCCUCACGGUGCACAGGGGUGCUCGUCCCGGCGUGCGGAAGGUCGUCGUGGUGGUGACCGACGGGCUGAGCGCGGACGACGUCGUGGGGCCCGUUACGACGCUGCUGAGCAACGGGGUGUCCGUUAUCCUCGUCAGCGUGGGGGAUGCUAAUCGCAGGCUCUGGAUCACUGCGCAGCCCAGCGAUGUUAUUUCAAUCCCUUCCUACAACACGCUAAAGCACUACAUGGACAACGUCAUCUGGAGGAUCUGUGAAGAAUCCAAGCAGCCGACCAGCCCCUGCUUGCCAAACCCCUGCACUAAUGGAGGAAUGUGCUCGCUGCUCACCGGCAGCUACCACUGCCAAUGUGUGGGUUGGGAUGGGCCUCACUGUGAGCACCGAAUUAGACGGCAUGACGUUCACGCUGGCUACCAUUACACGGGAGCAAGAACAUAGCUGUUUGUUAAAACGAUAAAAAAUAUAUCGUUUUUUCAUAUGUUUUACUAUGUGUUUCAUAAAGUGAAUAUUUUAUCACCACAAAUCUAUCCCGAUAAAAAUAAGAGUUGUGAUUCGGAUGCUUCAAAUGAUCACACAAAGAGAAAAUGUACACAUUUACAUUGUUCUGCCAUAUUUGAAUUGACAAUCGCAUGUUAAGUGUCACGUUAUAUACACAGCGAUGUUAACAAUGAACAGUGUCGUACUGAUGACAAACAUAUCUCAGUUAUAUAGCAAGUUGUUUGCAAGCUAAUUGUCACGAUUAAAAUAGAGUUCAACUUCUCAUGCGACUCACGAGAAACCAUGAUUAACAAUCAUCAUACAUCGAAUACAUCAGUGCAAUACUUAAUGGCAUAAAUAUACCUUUUAAAUUGCUUUGCUUACUAAUAGCCAGUAGCUUGAAUAAAAAUCAAUCUUAAUAUUUCAAUUUUCAUAAUGGCUUGUGUAAAUAUAGCAGCAGAUAUAUAAAUACAUUCUUUGUUUAUUCUGCCUGAUAAAUCAUGUUUGACGUAAAUGUUUCUUUUCCACAAUAUCUUAGUAUUUGAAAUAUAUACACAGUGCAAUAGGCAAACAGUAAAAAACGGUACAAAUAUGUAAAAUGAAAAUUUUUCGUAUUUGCGUAUUUUGACAUUACAUUUUUAAUCAUGUAUAUUUUAAUUAUCUACUAAUAUCACUCUUUUCAACCAUAAAUCAAUGCAUAAACUUUACAUGAGAUUAAUUGAAUGUGAAAUGACUUGUAAAAUAUAUUAAACACAGUAACGACA
Messenger RNA from Petromyzon marinus (sea lamprey), 4544 nucleotides. NCBI's taxonomy places the organism in Eukaryota, Metazoa, Chordata, Hyperoartia, Petromyzontiformes, Petromyzontidae. The record is from RefSeq and is a predicted model, not a curated record.